This is a messenger RNA of Caenorhabditis briggsae, 726 nucleotides long. Bases 1 to 726 code for a protein of 241 amino acids. The transcript has 5 exons. The record is from RefSeq and is a predicted model, not a curated record. NCBI's taxonomy places the organism in Eukaryota, Metazoa, Nematoda, Chromadorea, Rhabditida, Rhabditidae.
AUGAAGGAGCAAGAGAAGGAAAUCGCAUUCCUCGCGCGCCAGGAAUUGAAAAAAUGUGCGAAUGACGGAAAACCCCGCGAAGUGGUUGAUGAUGUUAGAGCCAAGUUCUCUCGAGUUGCUUCAGUUGCUUGUGGAUCCUAUGACGCAAAGCGAAAAAUCAUUGACACUGCGAAAGGAAGAAAAGAAGACGAUGUUAUUGAGAUGGAUAAGGGUGGAAACAUUGCAAACGUGUUCUCACAAACUAAAGUUCAAACAGCAACUGGCUCAUCACGGAUUCUUGUAUUUGCUUCAGAUGUCGGUCUUGAGUUGCUUGCUAAUUCGGAUACGGUUUUUUGCGACGGCACCUUUGAUUGUGUUCCGGCACCAUUCGCUCAACUCUUCACACUACACGCAUACGUGUGUACCGUCUUGUUCUUAUCAUGUAAAACAUUCAGUUGCAGGUAUCUCCGACUGUCGUUCGCCCAGUUGUUUUUUUUCCUUCUAACGGACAAACAAACAUCGUCUUAUGAAGCUGUGUUGAAAAUUGUGCUAGAAAGCCACCCGUCACUGACUCAAUGGAAACCUGCUACAGUCAUUUGUGAUUAUGAAACCGGACUGAAAAAUGCAUUCGAAUCACAGUUUCCAAGAGCCAGUGUACAAGGGUGCCUAUUUCAUCUCGUGCAAUCCUGGCGCAAGAAAGCUGAAAAGCUUCAGUGCUACAAUGAAUUCAUCAGUGAGCCGAAGUAG